Molecule: messenger RNA, 1104 nt
Organism: Adineta steineri
Lineage: Eukaryota; Metazoa; Rotifera; Eurotatoria; Adinetida; Adinetidae
Source: the annotation of a GenBank genome assembly
AUGUCUCUCAAUUGUGUUGUGAUUGAACCCUCUGCCUUAUUAGAAUUUCGCUCAAAACGUGUUCGACAUGAUAGUUAUCAUCGAAUAAAUUCUGAUGAAAUCUAUCAGUCAUUUUUUAAAACACAUACAUGUUAUGAUUGUAUGCCUAAGAGCGGCAAAGUUCUAUUACUUGAUGCUCGUCUAUCAAUUCGAAAAGCUUUCUUUGCACUUGUGUUCAAUAGUGUACGAGCUGCACUCGUAUGGCACUCUUCAACAUCUUUAAAUAUUGGUCUUAUUACAAUAAGUGAUUUUAUUAAUAUGCUGAUUGCAGCAUAUGAUGAAAAAUGGAAUAGUGUUGAGACGCUUGAAAGCUCAUCAAUACUUGAAUGGAAACAAGAUUUACUUAAAAAAAGCGGUAUUAACAAUGAAUCUAAUAAUCCAGAAAUAAUUCAACUUGGUCCGGAAGAUAGUUUAUAUACAGCUAUUUCACGAUUAAUUAAAUAUAAAAUACAUCGUAUACCUGUGAUUGAUCCAUUAACACAUAAUUUUCUAUUUUUGAUUACGCAUAAACGAAUUUUAAAAUUCUUAUAUUUAUACAUCUAUGAUUUACCUCAACCUAAUUUUAUUCAUCAAACAUUAGAAGAACUUAAAAUUGGUACUUAUGAUAAUUUAAUUGUGAUUGAUUUACAAACAAAAUUAAUAGAAGUUCUUCGUACAUUUCAAUCUUUACGUAUAUCAGCAUUACCAGUUGUUGAUAGUGAAAAAAGAUUACGUGAUGUUUAUUCAAAAUUUGAUAUAAUGCAUUUAGCAGCAACACAUACUUAUACGAAUCUUGAUGUUCCACUAUGUGAUAUAUUAGAUUUGAUACAUGAUCAUAAUACUCAUCAAUUAGUAACUUGUAAAAUGACAGAUCAAUUAUUUGAAUUAAUGGAUAAAUUCGUUACUCGAGAGGUGCAUCGUUUGAUUAUCGUUGAUGAUAAUCAACAUAUUGUAGGUAUUUUUUCUAUGUCUGAUCUCAUGAGAUUUCUUGUGUCAACAUUCGAAAACUUCAGUCGUACUAAUUCCAAUACAUCAACUAGCAAUUCGAUUGGACCAGUUUUUGAAGGAGAACCAAUGGAUACUUGA